ACAGGACAGCGCUGGAUUUGCCUUUUGCAGCGGCUCCCUCAUUAACCGUCACUGGGUUGUCACCGCUGCCCACUGUGGCAUCACGACUGCCCACCGUGUGGUCCUGGGUUUAUUUGACCGCUCCUCCACCACCGAGGCCACCCAGAGAAAGACUAUCAGCAAAGUCUUCAGACACCCCCAGUACAGUACAGUGCUGUGACCAUCAUGUAUGACAUCACCCUGUUCAAGCUAUCCAGUCCUGCCACCUACACCGACCGCAUUUCCCCCGUUUGUCUUCCUGCCACCUGUGAUGUCUUCAGUGGAGGAGAAAAGUGCGUCAUCACCGGAUGGGGUUACACCAAUGUUGCCACACAAACCUUGCCAACUAAACUCCAGCAGGCAGCUCUUCCUCUCCUGACCACCACCGAAUGCCAGAAAUACUAG
Staurois parvus is the source of this 423-nucleotide messenger RNA. NCBI's taxonomy places the organism in Eukaryota, Metazoa, Chordata, Amphibia, Anura, Ranidae. The record is from the annotation of a GenBank genome assembly.